AUGUCAACCCGGUGCCGACGGCCAAUGCCCGUUCCAAAAACAGAGUUGGCUUUACAGCUUGUCCCUGCGAGAAGAAAAGCUCUCCUCCGAGCGAAAUCUUGUUCUAAGAAAACACUGAAGUUAACGCACUCUGACCGGGUUAUAAACGGGGAUUUGACUCCUUACCUCACUUUUUUCUUCAAUCUGACUGGACUGAGAAAUUAUUUCAAUUACAUUCCGACUUAUUACGAAGAGUGGCUUUUCAAAAAUGGACGGAUGCUUAAUGUGGGGAAGAAAACGUUUAAUGACAGUAAACGUGUGGAGAUGGCAUUGGUGGAAGAUUUUAUGCAGUCUGUAACUCCACUGGUCCAGACAAUCAUUAAUAAUAGCUAUAAAUGUUUCUUUUUUAACGGCCAACUCGACUUGACUGUUCCGUUUCCGAUGACGUCCGAGUUUUUAUCAAAAAUGGAUUGGUUAGCGAAGGAUUCAUUCAUGCAUUCCGCCCAAUGGAUUUGGUACUCGCAGGGAGAGUCGAGGGUGGUAAAUGGAUGUGUGCGCAAUUAUCUAAAUGCGUACCAGGUUGUCGUCAGGAGUGCUGGAUAUAUGGUUCCCGCAAAUCAACCCCAGGAUGCUUUGGAAAUGAUUGAUAAUUUCAUUUACGGCUUGGAAUUUUAA
Molecule: messenger RNA, 654 nt
Organism: Octopus sinensis (East Asian common octopus)
Lineage: Eukaryota; Metazoa; Mollusca; Cephalopoda; Octopoda; Octopodidae
Product: probable serine carboxypeptidase CPVL
Exons: 3
Coding region: 1-654 (217 amino acids)
Biological process (GO): proteolysis
Molecular function (GO): serine-type carboxypeptidase activity
Source: RefSeq, a predicted model, not a curated record